Messenger RNA from Sebastes umbrosus (honeycomb rockfish), 1809 nucleotides. RefSeq names its product cytochrome P450 3A40-like. Gene Ontology annotation, molecular function: steroid hydroxylase activity; oxidoreductase activity, acting on paired donors, with incorporation or reduction of molecular oxygen, reduced flavin or flavoprotein as one donor, and incorporation of one atom of oxygen; iron ion binding. Bases 91 to 1599 code for a protein of 502 amino acids. The record is from RefSeq and is a predicted model, not a curated record. The transcript has 13 exons. NCBI's taxonomy places the organism in Eukaryota, Metazoa, Chordata, Actinopteri, Perciformes, Sebastidae.
UGUCAUCUAGGACAUAAAACCAUUUGGUCUGUGAUUUGGGGUUUAGUGGAGCUUGUGCUGCCAUUGAAAGAAGAGAGAAAAGGCACAGAGAUGGGCUUCCUCCUCUCCGCUGAGACAUGGACCCUCCUGGUGGCUCUCAUUACACUAAUCUUUGUGUAUGUCUGCUGGCAUUUUGGAACAUUUAAGAAACUGGGCGUCCCUGGUCCCAAUCCGGUCCCGUUUUUCGGCACUAUGCUGGCAUAUAGAAAGGGAUUCACCAACUUUGACAUGGAUUGCUUCAAGAAAUAUGGGAAGAUAUGGGGCAUUUUUGAUGGCCGUCAGCCCGUGCUGUGCAUCACAGAUCCUGCCAUGAUAAAAGCUGUUCUCAUAAAGGAGUGUUACUCGUUCUUCACCAAUCGCAGAAACUUCCGUCUGAACGGGGCGCUGUACGAUGCCGUGUCCAUCGCUGAGGACGACCAGUGGAGGAGGAUCCGCGGUGUCCUCUCUCCCUCCUUCACCUCAGGAAGACUGAAAGAGAUGUUGGACAUAAUGAAGCACCACUCUGCUAACCUGGUCAGCAGCAUGAAAAAGAAGGCAGACAAGGAUGAGCCCUUAGAGCUGAAGGAGUUCUUUGGACCCUACAGUAUGGAUGUAGUAACCAGCACAGCCUUCAGUGUCGACAUUGAUUCACUCAACAACCCCUCAGACCCUUUUGUCACUAACAUCAAGAAGAUGCUGAAGUUUGACCUUUUUAGCCCUCUCUUCCUCAUUGUUGCUUCCUUCCCCUUUAUGGGUCCUAUUUUUGAGAAGAUGGAGUUUUCCUUUUUCCCUGCGUCUGUCACGGACUUCUUCUACUCUGCACUGCAGAAGAUCAAGUCUAACCGAGAAAACAGCAAGCAAAGGAGUCGAGUGGAUUUCCUUCAGCUGAUGAUUGACUCCCAGAAAAACAAUGACCUCAGUAAAGAGGAACCGGAUAAAGGUUUAAGCGAUCAUGAGAUCCUUUCUCAAGCAAUGAUUUUCCUCUUUGCUGGCUACGAAACAACCAGCAGCUCUCUCACUUUCUUGGCUUACAAUCUGGCGACACACCCUCAUGUCAUGAAGCAGCUGCAGGAGGAGAUCGACUCCACCUUCCCUAACAAGGGUCCUAUUGAGUACCAGGCUCUGAUGCAGAUGGAGUAUCUAGACAGCGUCAUCAACGAGUCUCUCCGAUUGUACCCCAUUGCCCCACGUCUGGAGCGCGUGGCCAAAGCGACUGUGGAGAUAAACGGCCUUGUGAUUCCAAAAGAUAUGAUUAUCUUGGUACCCACAUGGCCCAUUCACCGGGACCCUGAAGUGUGGCCCGAGCCUGAGGUGUUCAAACCUGAGAGGUUCAGCAAGGAAAACAAGGAGGCUAUUGAUCCGUACACGUACAUGCCUUUCGGGGCAGGACCAAGGAACUGCAUUGGGAUGCGAUUUGCUCUGAUGAUGAUGAGGCUAGCAGUGGUGGAGAUCCUGCAGAAAUUCAGCUUCUCUGUGUGUAAUGAGACUGAGAUCCCCUUUGAGAUGGACAUCCAGGGCCUGCUGAUGCCAAAACGACCAAUCAAACUGAAGCUGGUGCCGCGUUCUGAAUCCUCAAACUAACAACAACAAGAUAAAGGAUAAUCAUUUUAACUAUGUUGCAUACAGACCUAUUGUGAAUAAACACAAUGUCCAUUUUUACCAUCAUAUGCACAACAGUUAGCUCUCUUUUUUUUUUUCUGUCAGAGCUUCUAUCAAUAUUCAUCCUAAACUGAGUGACAAAUGGGUAAUUUGUAAAGCCUGUGUUCACAAUAAAGGAUAGGUUGGAUUUUU